CACUGUGUAAUGGGCAAAAACAAAAUGUUUUGGGAAAGAGAUGUACGCAAAAUUUAGAAUGUCAAACUACGCACUUGAACGUCAUACGUAGAAGACUUCUCUUCUACGUCAACUUUUAACAAGGAGACCAAUCACGACAACAAUAACAACAACACCGACGUGCUGGCGGAGGAGGAAAAAAACAAAUAAGUGAUAAACAGUUCUUACUCACCCAAGAAAAACUUAAGCUUAUUGAAAGCAAACAAAAAGUUGUUCUUUUCACAUUUGUGUCAUAAAUUCGCGUAUUGUAAUACUUAAAACGCUUGGUUUCAUUGCUAUGGGGCUGGCUAUUACGGGAGCACAGCCCAGCAGCAGACCACCAUAUUAAUAUUGUCAUCGUCGUCAAUUAUUUGCUGUUUUCUUUCUUCUUUCGCUAAAAACGUUAAACUUCCAACCAACCAACCAGCCAGUCAGUCAUUCAGGCAGCCAAUCACCACCCUCCAAACAAAUUGGAAUACUUUCCUUUUAAACGCUUAACUACAUCUACAGUAUGGGCCUUAAAAAAAGCAAACCAAUGACGACGAUUCGUAAAAAGUUGGUUAUUGUUGGCGAUGGUGCCUGCGGUAAAACUUGUCUGCUGAUUGUCUUUAGCAAAGAUCAGUUCCCUGAAGUGUAUGUGCCCACUGUUUUUGAAAAUUAUGUGGCCGACAUUGAAGUCGAUGGUAAACAGGUUGAAUUGGCCUUAUGGGAUACAGCUGGUCAAGAAGAUUAUGACAGACUUCGUCCACUCAGUUAUCCCGACACAGAUGUUAUAUUAAUGUGUUUCUCAGUGGAUUCACCCGAUUCGCUAGAGAAUAUUCCUGAAAAAUGGACCCCAGAGGUCAAGCAUUUUUGUCCAAAUGUUCCCAUUAUUUUGGUGGGUAACAAAAAAGAUUUGAGAAACGAUCCCAAUACAAUUCGGGAUCUUGCAAAAAUGAAGCAGGAACCUGUUAAGCCACAAGAAGGUCGUGCUAUGGCUGAAAAAAUUAAUGCCUUUGCUUAUUUAGAAUGUUCGGCCAAGUCCAAGGAGGGUGUUAGAGAAGUGUUUGAAACCGCCACUAAAGCUGCAUUGCAAGUCAAAAAGAGGAAGAGGACCAAAUGUAAUUUGCUCUAAAAGAGUUCUACUUCAUUUAAAACAACAACAACUACAGCAACAACAACAACCAUACUUUUUUAAUAAAAACAAAAUCAACAACAAACAAGAACAUACAAUUUUACUUCUACAACAACAACAAACAAUAAAAAUACACACAAACACCUACAAGAAAAGAAACAAAAACAGCACAUUUUUACUUCAAAAACAAAAAAGAGACAAAAAAACAUCCUCCUGGAAUGGAAAUUAUUGAAGAAAAAAGUAAACUUGAUUGAAUGCAAAACAAAAAACACAAAAAUCACAAGGUUUUUAUACGUUCCACCUCCACUCCUCCUCCUCCAACAAAAACACAAUCUCACUCACAGCAGCAAGAAGAAGAAAAAUCGCAAUUCGCUAAAAAGGAGAAGUAAAACAAAACUUUUUUCAGUCAAAAAAGAAAUGGAAAUCACACUCACACCCGAUUUAACACAGCAAGAACAACAACUAUUAAAGAAAAGAGGAAGAAGAAGAAACAAAAAAGUGUUAAUUUUUUUGUUUUUCUUUUUUUUUACGUUAAUGUUUUCGUAAAUAAUUUAUAUAUAUAAUUUUUUGAAAUUUACAUUUUAUAUAUAUACAUAAUAAUAUCUAGUUUAUGUGGUUUAUUAAUAAUUUUUUUGCUUUUAUUUAAAAAAACACACACACACAAACAAAACAUAAAUUAAAUAUUUUAAAGAUUUUUUUUAAAUUAUAUUUAAGUUGAUAAAGAAAGAAAGAUAAAUUAAUUAAUAUUGGGGGUUCUUGUUUAAUCGAAAAAGCAUGAUCAUAUUUUUUACAAUAACAAUUAGAAUACAGUUUUUUUUUAAUUACAAAAUGAAACAGAACAAAAAAGAAUUAAGUUUUGAAGCCAGCAAACAAUAUGAAGUGAGAGAAAAUGAAUAUGAAGCAGCCUUAUCUGUUCCCAGACCUCAAAUCAAUGGGGAGAAUUUUCGAUCUCUUUCCUUGUCGUACUACUGUUUUCCUCUGUAUUUAUAAUAGCUAUAAUGAAUGAAAAGGAAAACUUGGAAUAUAUCCUGAGAAAUACAUGAAAUUCUUUGUGUAGCCGAAGAAAAAAUUCCAUAAACCACCAUAUAAUUCACUAUGUGACAUAGACAAGUUGACUUCCUAGAGAACAAUUUGUUAUUAGGAAAUCUAUGCAAAAACUAUGCCAUUGACUUAUGUCAAAGGCUAUUUUAUAUUCAGAAUAGAUUUUCUAUAAAGAAUAUAACAAUUCCAGUAUUGAUCUAAUGAAGAGAACAGUUGGAAUAAUUCGUUCAGCACUAAACAAAUGUUCGACUGGAUAUUUACAAAAUGGUCACUUUCAAUGACUUGAGUCAAAUUAAGUUAAUACAGAUCUUGAAUUUCUACAGUAAUUCGAACACUGACGUAUAUAAUUCACAUUGUAGAAGAAUCGAUAUAGUUUGUAUUCCAUCAAUUUGAAUUUAUGAACGUAAUUAUGUUGGCAAUUACAAAAUAUUAAAAUUUUAAUACUGCCCCCUCUAUACAAAGAAAGAUCCAUGGAGUGGCUUUUUUGCCCUUGAGUACUUUCUGAAAAACCAACUUUCCCAUCUGAAAUUCCAUGAUUUAUUCAAUACCUUUGGCGAUGUAGACAUUCUUGCAUUUAUUCUUAUCAUUAUUUUUUGUUAUAUGUCCAGAUUUUAAUUAUUUAUGCAUAAAAAGUAAAACCUUUGCGCACAUAUCAGGAAGAGGGGGUCGAACAUUCUUUCGUUACCUAUCCUUGGGAAAAUUUAAACCAAAUUAAAAUUUUUGAGGGAGUACCGAGGCAAGUGGAAAACAUAAAUUGUGCCAAAUCCUUAGUUGUGAGAACCCCAAAUUAUUUCAAUUAAGAAGUGUGUAUACUUUGAAUUAUUGGAAUAUAAAAGGGAAUUCCAAUCAAUUUUCCUUAUAUGAAGGAUCUUAGGUAUGCGAUCCCCAAAUUGUUUCAAUUAAGAAGUGGAUAUUCUUUGAGUUAUUGAAUUUUUCGAAGUGAAGUUGUCUUUUCCUUUAACGAAGUAAUAGACAACUCUCUGGGUUUUAAGUUAUCAAAUCCGACUUCCAGUUGAAAUGGUGGGAAUUUGCAUUUAUGAGGCCUUGGAAACAUGGAUUGUUACGAAUUUGGAUUUCGGUUUAUGGAAAUAUUGGAUUUUUCUAUAUACCUUAAAUAUAUAAUAACAUAAUUUAAACCUGAAAAAUAGUCUUAGCAAACAGAAUUAGUUUCCAGUCCCAACUGAAAUCCAUGAUCUAUUUAUUCCUUUUUCACCAAUAUUUCUCUGGACUUGUAACUUUGCUUCGUAUUGUUGUUCAAUAACAUCUCAAGAAGAACUUCAAAACUUUUUUUUUUCAAAACUUGGACAUAAUAGGUGCGUCUGGUUACUUAUUCCAGCAGGAUUUGUCCAGCAACUUCUUUCUGAGGGAGUAAGGUAGUUUUAUUCUCUUUUGCAAGAAAAAGACGAAAAGUAAACAGACGGUAUUCCUGCAGAAGCUAGCAACUAAUCAGCUGAUUUGUCAAGACAUCACCAAUUUGGUCCCCAUUAAAAGAAUAAAAAGAAAUAAACAAGUUUUAUAAAUAAAAAGGAAAUUAGCAAUUAAAUAAAAAUAUGAGCAAUAAAAAAAA
Molecule: messenger RNA, 3740 nt
Organism: Musca domestica (house fly)
Lineage: Eukaryota; Metazoa; Arthropoda; Insecta; Diptera; Muscidae
Product: ras-like GTP-binding protein Rho1
Exons: 5
Coding region: 530-1132 (200 amino acids)
Biological process (GO): cell migration; small GTPase-mediated signal transduction
Molecular function (GO): GTPase activity; GTP binding
Source: RefSeq, a predicted model, not a curated record